This is a messenger RNA of Crotalus tigris (Tiger rattlesnake), 3070 nucleotides long. RefSeq names its product gap junction delta-4 protein-like. The record is from RefSeq and is a predicted model, not a curated record. Gene Ontology annotation, cellular component: connexin complex. Gene Ontology annotation, biological process: cell communication. Lineage: Eukaryota; Metazoa; Chordata; Lepidosauria; Squamata; Viperidae. The transcript is spliced from 2 exons. The coding region runs from base 396 to 1292 and encodes 298 amino acids.
UAGAUAAAUGUAAAGCAUCUCUGGUUGACCUGUUGUAUACAAGUCUGGACUUGCUUCAUUUAGGAGGAGAAAUUUCUACUAGUAAGUAAUAUGACUACUGAAUAUUUAACUUUUAUUUUGUUCUUCAAUUUCAUCUUUGUUUUUGCAGAAGUUUAAUUACGGAUACGCCUUCAAUCUAUGUUGUUCGCUUGAUUUUCAGAUUUUAAUCAAUUCUGCUCCCUGCAAACAAGAGUUAUAUUUCCAAAGAAGUCUCAUUUCUCUGCCAAUUUUGCUUAUCUUAUUUCAUUAUUCCUCUUAGAAUACAGCUUUAGAUUUUUCUUUUUAACGGUUCUUCUCCCUUUUCCCACUUAGAUUGCUGCAUUUCAUUCUUCCUAUAGAAAAAAGAGAUCCAAGAAAUGAGUUCAACUAUGAAAUACUGGAAUGCAUUUGGCUUUUUCUUCAUUGUUCUCAAUUAUAAUAUGACAAUUGUAGGAAAGAUUUGGCUAAUCUACAUGAUCCUGAUGAGACUGUUAGUGAUCUUGUUUGGGGCAUACCCUGUCUAUGAAGAUGAAUUGGCAGCUCUCGUCUGCGAUAGUGAACAGCCAGGAUGCUCAAGCAUGUGCUAUGAUGCUUUUAUAACAGUCUCUCAAGUUCGGUUCUGGUUCUUUGAAUUUGUGUCUGUCCUGAUCCCUAUUGCAGUGUUUGUUAUCUGUAUCUUGCAUAGUAUGGUGAGGCAAGUUGUGAAGAUCUAUUCUAUCCCUUGCACUUAUUGCAAACAAACCAAAAUAUCCACUAUCUUCAGAGGUGCAGAAACAAUCUUCAACGAUGCAGAAAAGAGCAGAAUCACUUGUGCGGCCCAUGAAUUGGCAAUUCCUGAUUUCUCACAUGGAUAUGCAAUUCACCUCUUUGUGAGGCUAAUGAUAGAAGUUGGUUUCAGAAUUAGCAGUUAUUGUUUGUUUGGUUUCUUUGUUCAGAAAUUCUACAGUUGUACUGAGGAACCUUGCUCAGGUAAAAUAACCUGCUUUAUCCCCAGGUCAACUGAAAAGUCUGCUAUGAUUAUCUUACUGUGGGUUGUCAGUGGCUUCUCCUUAGUUCUUGGCCUUGUUGACUUGUUUGUGGCUAUAAAUAUUUGCAGAAAUAAGCGGCGUGGAACCAGCACAGCGGAGAUAUGCAGGAACCGCCUGCACCAAGAAGCGGGACCAAGCAGAGAUUUGUUCAAUCUGAGAAGCGUUGUUGUCACUGAGGAUUGUAGCAAUCUUCCCCAGAAAAGCUACAAAAAGGAACGACACCCUGCAAAAGAUCUCGGUUGUUGAAAGUAUUCCUAAGUCUGCAUUGAGCUGAGAGAAAUACAUGCAUGUAUUAUCCUUUCAUUUACAAGCCAUAUAACUUUUUGAACCAUUUAACGUUUGCAUAUUUGAAAAGGACCUAACCCUAACCUUUUCUUCUCUUACACAGUGUUCUUCAACCUAGGCAACUUAAAGAAAUGUAAACUUUACAUUUCUCCAGCCAGGCACCCUUCCCCUUCAGACUAUUAAAAAUAAAAAAUAAAGAUUGCCCCAUCCAGUAUAGGUAACUGAUUUUUGGAAAAGCUCACAGGGAUGCAGAGGUAAAUAAUGAAAGUCUUGACUUCUGAAACCAUGAUCAUAUCUUGGAGCACCUAUAUAAACUUUUUACUUAGUCAAGAUACAGAGUGAGACAGAACAGUCCAAAAACUUUAUGAUAAAAUAAAUGCAACGUUUUAAAGAAACAGUUGCCACACAACAAUGAGAAAAAAUAUGGCAUGGUAAAUAAGAUAUACAUCAAGUUAUAAUUUAAAGUAAAAUAGGUACAACAUAUCCUACAGAUGGUAUCAAUAAUAUUUAAGAUAAACAGUUUAUACAGUAAUAAAUUUUGGAAGUGCCAUGAAACAGAAGGAUUCUUUGUGAUAGAGAUGUAAAAAACCCGCAAAGCACUUGAAAGUAUACUAUAAUGCAGAAUUUAAUUUGGAAUUUAAUUUAAUUUAAUUUGGAAUUUAAUUUGAAAUUUAAUUUGAAAUGAAACUACUUCUUAAUAGUUAUAAUUUCACAAAAAAUUAGAAACUUAAUAAUAUAAUGAGAUAUAUGCUUAUAGCAGCAAAAGUAAAUUUUGCUUAACAUUGGAAAAAAUUUACAAUUCUGACCAUAUCUGACUAGGAACUUGGAAAACAUGCAGCAAUGGCAAAUAAACCAAAUUUAAGCAAGAAUGCAUACAAUAUAUCAUACUGUGUGGCAAAUACAAUCAUAGUCUGCCAUCUAAGGAGGUUUAAAAUCAACAAUUUGGUUCAUUAGCUGAUCUACAAAAGAGGGAAAUUAGAAAACCAGUAGUUCUUUUUCUUUUAAUUUCUCCUUUUUAAGAUUACUUUUUGAUAUUUUAAUUCUUCUUAUAUUAAUUCUGUUUGUCAAUUUUUUUGUUAACAUGCACAGAUAAACAUGUCUACAUGCAUCUAUAUCUAUAACAUAGAUGUUCAGAUAAAGUUUGAAACCUUUAACACACAAAUACUUUGAUAAACCUGCAGACAGAUUAAGUUGCUUUUUUCACAUUUUUUUCUUUUAUUAACAUGCGCACACAUAUGUAUGAAUAUGUGUGUGUGUUUAUAUCCACAUCUAUAUCUACAUAUAAAACAUUACAAGAUAGACAUAAUACUCAGCUCAAGUUUGAAACCUUUAUUGCACAAUAAAUACUGUGAUGCAACUUGUGGACAGAUUAAAUUUCAUUUGCUGAUCAUAUUUUUUGUUUUCAUUAACACACACAUACAUAUGUAUGUAUGUGUCUCUAUAUCCAUAUCUAUAUUACAUAGAAAACAUUACAAUAGAGGUUUCAAUACUAAGAACUAGCUUAAGGUUAGAACUUUAUUACUCAAUAAAUACUCUGGUAGGAGUUUUUUGCUUAUUGCUAUAUUCCACUUCAUGUGAAAAAGUCAAAUGAUUAUAUCAAAUGAUAACAUCAGUAUCAUAAAUUGUAAUCCAUACUGUACAACUACUACUUUCUUUUCAUUAUCUAUAAUGUUCAAAGUUAUCUAAACAAUAGAACAUUAUUAAUACCAAUUAAUACUACACUAAUAUCAUUGUAUCAA